Messenger RNA from Eleginops maclovinus (Patagonian blennie), 1741 nucleotides. RefSeq lists its product as uncharacterized. The record is from RefSeq and is a predicted model, not a curated record. NCBI's taxonomy places the organism in Eukaryota, Metazoa, Chordata, Actinopteri, Perciformes, Eleginopidae. The transcript has 2 exons. Bases 180 to 1442 code for a protein of 420 amino acids.
UCCGGGACACUAGGGGACGCCAGUGUUUGUUUCCCGCAGAUGAAAGUGUUGUCUGACUCUUCACGCUUCGACAUUUCCGAUCAACCUUUUUCACAUCAUUGACUCCGAAUCGAUGCAGUUGUUUUUUUUUUUCUUCAAAAAUGACAUAGAAAGUCACUACUUCUAUAUAAAAGUAAAGCAUGGACGCCGCCGAUGUGUUUCUCCCGGUUAUUGCCUGGUGCAGAGCGAGACAGUUACAGGACAGCCAGACUGAGGCUCGGCGAAAGGAGCGCCGCCUGCAGCUGCUGGCAGCAAGGCGGCUGCGCCUCAAGAAGCUCCACGAAACAUGGGCGCUGAGAGAAAAGGUCUACAAACAGAGUAAACUGCGUCGCCUCUGUGCUCAUGACACAUGGAUAAAAGGGAUUACACAUCAGUUCUUGAGGGAUCGCAUGCGACAAAGUCCAAAAGUGUGGUUUCACCCUCGGACCAGCGACUGGUGGGAGAACAAAGCAUCUACUUUCACAGAUCAUCAGUGGCUGCAGCAUUUUAGAGUGUCGAGAGAGACCUUCUCCUACCUCUGCACAACGUUAAAGCCACAGUUGAAGAGGCAGGACACCAAUUAUCGCCUCUGCAUCCCCUUACAGAAGAGAGUGGCUUUGACUCUCUAUAAAUUGGCCCAUGCCUGUGACUACAAAACUGUGGCAGAUCUCUUCGCUGUGGGGGUAGCGUCUGUUUGCCGCUGUGUGCAUGAGUUUUGCACAGCGAUCAUUGAAGUGCUUAAACCUCAGCUUGUUUUGACACCCAACAAAUCUCAACUUCAGGAAAUGGAGGAUUUUUUCUUUCACACAUAUGGGAUUCCUGUGUGUAUUGGAGUAUUAAACAGCAUGUACAUCCCAGUCAUCAGACCGCCACAUCUCCAGUCUGAGCAACCUAAUAGAGAAAGUUAUCUUGCUAUCUUAUUACAAGCAGUGGUUGAUGGCAAAGGCCUGUUCUGGGACCUGAGCAUGAGCUGCCCAACGUGGGUGAAUGAGUUCAGUGGAGAAUUACUGGUAUGUGAGGAUUUUUCCAUCAGGAUGCACGAUAUCUGUCGAACGGACAGUAACCGUUUUAUUCUUGGUGAUGUUGGGUAUCCUUCUCAACACUGGCUUCUCAAACCCUACACCAAUACAAGCUGGCUGACUGCAGAGCCCGAGAUGCUUAAUACUCAGAUUAGUGCAGCGCGCAGUGUUGCCCAGGAUGCCUUUGAGAGGCUGAAGGGUAGGUGGAGGUGCCUGAACAGAAGAAAUGACUGCAAUGUGGAGAUUGUCAAGGACAUGGUAGAGACUUGCUGUGUGCUUCAUAAUCUCUGUGAGAAAAACAACAACAUGUUCCUUCUAGACUGGAUCGGUCAAGAGCCACUUCAGACUGAUAAUGAAAUCCCUCAAAUAAAAAUUGAGACAGAGUCAUUAGAUGAUUUUCAGUAGUUGAUACAGGACAGUGCAGAAUAAUCUCCUCACAUUUUACUACCCAAUCUUACAUUGACAAAUGUGGCCAUCAUUUCCCAUUCUUAUCUCUUGAGUUGUUGGAUAUGUCCUAUUUAUUUCAGUCAAUUAAAGACAACUUUUUAUCCACUGUUAACUUUGUAUGCCUGUGCCAGAGAGAGAUACUGUAUGAACACAAAUAUUUGUAUACAUAUAUUUUUGCAAAGUUCCUUUACUUAUGCUGCUCUGUUGUUUCAAAGUUACAGAAAGGCUUAGAAAAAUAAACGUAAAUCUUAUACAAA